Xenopus laevis (African clawed frog) is the source of this 3970-nucleotide messenger RNA. It is a transcript of the gene bag6.S, whose product is annotated as BAG cochaperone 6 S homeolog. NCBI's taxonomy places the organism in Eukaryota, Metazoa, Chordata, Amphibia, Anura, Pipidae. Gene Ontology annotation, cellular component: extracellular region; BAT3 complex; cytosol. The coding region runs from base 247 to 3654 and encodes 1135 amino acids. Gene Ontology annotation, biological process: ERAD pathway. Gene Ontology annotation, molecular function: misfolded protein binding; polyubiquitin modification-dependent protein binding. The record is from RefSeq and is a predicted model, not a curated record. The transcript has 27 exons.
AACUCCAGCUUUACGCGUCACUUCCUUUCGACUACACUGACCAGGAAAGGGUGAGCCGCUAACUGAAGUCAUGACGCCAGAGUCUCAUCGCGCGAGAUUGUGACGAGACUUUGGGAUCUUUGGCCUGCCGGGACUCAGAAGCCGGACAUUUAAGCAGCGGAUAGGGGAGAGUUGUGUUAUGAAAAUCGGCACCGUUCAGCCUAAACUUCAACGCACAUCCUUUUGCUGUUACAUGCAGGUUGAAGAAUGGCAGCUAAUGAGAAAAUGGACGUGACCGUGAAAACACUGGAUUCUCAAACAAGAACAUUCACAGUGGAGGCAGAGAUCUUAGUAAAGGAAUUUAAAGCACAUAUUUCAUCUGCUGUUGGGAUUACACCAGAAAAACAACGGCUUAUAUAUCAGGGGCGGGUACUGCAAGAAGACAAAAAACUGAACGAAUACAAUGUUGAUGGAAAGGUAAUUCACUUGGUUGAACGAGCUCCUCCUCAGACACAGACUUCAACAAGUGGACCAUCUACAUCUUCAAGUACUUCACCAUCUAGCAGUAAUGCAGCACCUGUUCCUGGGGCUCCUGAAAGGAAUGGAAACAGCUAUGUUAUGGUUGGGACAUUUAACCUUCCGCAUGUCAUGUCUGGUCUUGGUGAGGCCAGCAGAGGCCCAAGUGUUUCUACAAUAAGUGGGAAUGAUGGCUCCACUCUUGAUGUCCAUAUAAAUCUGGAUCAACAACUCCCUGUCCAGAGUGAACCACGGGUUCGUCUUGUUUUGGCUCAGAACAUACUGCAGGACAUACAGAGGAAUCUGGAUCGUUUGGAGGGACAGCCAGGUAAUGAGCAGGCUGCAGAACCAAUGGACACCGCAGAGUCUGAAGGAGAGGCCAGCAGUAGAGAAACCUUGCCUCAGACGACGCAGAAUGCAGAUGGCCAGUCAAAUUCAACCCCUACCAGUCACCCUUCACCAUCAGAAUAUGUUGAGGUUCUACAAUCUCUGUCCCGGGUUGAGGAACGUCUAGCCCCAUUCAUGCAGCGUUAUCGAGAGAUCCUCAGCAGUGCUACUUCUGAUACCUAUGAGAAUCAAGAAAGGGAGCAGUCCCAGCGGAUAAUAAAUUUGGUUGGUGAAUCUCUUCGUCUCCUGGGGAAUGCCCUGGUUGCUGUAUCUGACUUGCGCUGCAAUCUCUCUUCUGCUUCUCCCAGACACUUACAUGUUGUUCGCCCAAUGUCCCAUUACAGUGGGCCCAUGUUACUGCAGCAGGCUGCUAUACCAAUACAGAUUAAUGUUGGUACAACAGUCUCUACAACUGGGAAUGGAACCCAUGCUGGCCAUGUACCUUCAGAUGGGAAUGCCACUCCUUCUACCAAUACUUCAGAACACCAGCGAUCUAACUCUGAGAACCAACCUCCACCCAGCGGGGAGAGACCUGCUUCUGAUGCCCCCCCCAAUUCAGUCCCACAUCCCCACCCUCGUGUGAUACGCAUUACACACCAGACUGUCGAGCCUGUCAUGAUGAUGCAUAUGAACAUUCAGGAUUCUGCAUCUGGUGGCCCUACAAACAUUCCUCCACCAACUGCGGGACAUGGGGGAAGUGCACACAUACAUAUGCCAGGGUUACCUCCUGAGUUCAUGCAGGCAAUUUCAAACCAGAUUACACAGCAAGCCAUGGCAGCAGCUUCGGGGCAACAAAUUCCUGGCUUCCAGGCUCCACCACGCUUUGUUUUUACUAGACCUGCUGCCCCUUCAUUUAAUUUCCAGCCUGGGGCUGCUGCUACUACCCCACCAGCACCAGGAGGGGCAACUACUACUGCACCUGGGGCAACGGUGGGUCCAGCAGGAAAUGCCUCCUUGGCUCAGAUGAUCAGUGGGCUAGUUGGACAGCUUCUCAUGCAUCCAGUUGUUGUUGCUCAGGGAGGCAGCAGCACUUCUUCUACUACGUCCACUUCAACAUCCACUUCAACGUCUUCCUCCACCUCCUCGUCAUCCUCCACUGUCCCCACUUCUACAACAACCACCACUUCCACAUCCUUCCCCAAUGUUUCUUCAGUUCCCUCUGCCCAGCUCCCACCUGGCACUGACCAACACCUCUCUCAACUCCUGGGCUCUUUACUGGGAACUGCCAGCUCAGGGAUGUCAAACCUCACUAUGGGUUCACCGAGUAUUACAGUGACUGUGCCUGGAAUGCCUGCCUUUUUACAGGGUGUUACAGAUAUAUUACAGGCUACGCAGACUGUUCCUGUUUCCACCUCUCCUCCCCAGUCUGCUUCUCAGGCUCCUCCUCCUCCUUCAUCACCAGCACCUCCUGCCCAUUCCGCUCCCCCUCCAGCUGCCGCACCAGAGUCUCUUCCACCAGAGUUUUUCACUAGUGUUGUUCAGGGUGUCCUUUCGUCCAUGCUGGGGUCUUUGAGUGCAGCUGAUCAGAGUGGAACAGAAAGUAUUGCAGAUUUCAUUCAGAGGCUCAGUGGCUCCCACAACAUCUUCCAGCCGGAUGCAGAGGGGCCUGGUGGAUUUUUUGGUGACUUGCUCACCUUGAUUUGUCACAAUUUCUCACUGGUGGAUAUGGUAAUGUUACUGCAUGGUCAUUCCCAGCCUUUGCAGAAUCUGCAGCCUCAACUGCGAUCCUUCUUUCUUCAAGAGUAUCUACACCAGGCAGAUCCAACACCUAAUAACAUUCAGAUGGCAUCAAGAAAUCUUACUAAUGGCCUGGAAGAGUACAUAAGAGAAAGCUUUGCCUCUGUUACUGUCCGUGAUGAUGUUGAUAUCACAAGAACAAACCUUGAAUUUCUACAGGACCAGUUCAACAGGAUCACAACACACAUCCUCCAUUGUGCAGACUCCACAUUUGGACAGCGGCUUCUCGAGAUGUGUAACCAGUCUCUCUUUGAAUGGCUUGCACUCAAUCUGUAUUGUCUCCGAGGGGACCAGAAUGCUCUCACAUCUGUCAUUAAUGAAAGGAUUCGAAGGCUCUCGCUUGACGUUUCCCCUGUGCUUGUCUCGUGGGUGACGUCUGUCCUAUCCCUCCGUCUUCAAGUCUUGUUAGGACAGAUGCCUGUGACUGAAGGGGAGAUACAGAGACAUGUACGGAGGGUGGGAGAUGCUUCUCAGGUUCCUGAACCAUCAUCUCAGGAGCAACCAAUGGAAACCAUGCCUGUUGAUUUCCAGCAGAAUGGCGCAGCCUCUCCAGUCCCUGCCACCACCGUGGAGGAGGUUCUUUUCCUCCCAUCUCAAAGUUCAGUUCCCACUAUAUGUCCAGAUUCUGAGCAUCCAACACAAGGAGAUAGCGUAUCUGAACAAUGGACAGCAUCUGUGCCGCCAGAGUGGGUUCCGGUCAUCAGACAAGAUCUGCAGAACCAACGGAAGAUAAAGCAGCAGCCGCCUUUGAGUGAUGCCUACUUGAGUGGCAUGCCUGCAAAGCGCCGCAAGACAAUGCAAGGUGAGGGGCCACACCUGUCUCUCUCUGAAGCCGUGAGCCGUGCAAUGAAAGUCACAGGAGCCAAACCCGAGAGCAGCACAGAAUGCGUGAAGAGGGAGCUGGAUAAUAGCGAAGCACAAGGAGAGUACAAAGAACAGCUGUGUCAGGAUAUCCAGGAAAUCCUCCAAGACGAUGAGUCGUACAGUGCCCAGAGAUUCCCCAACACACACAGGGCAUUCAGGGGGGACCCCUAAACAAUCGCUCAAAUCUCUCCUUCAGUUAUGUAUAUACCCUGCACAAGCCGUUCUUUUCUUAUCAUAUUCCAGUACACUGCACACAGCCAUUGUAUUUUCUUAUUGUAAUAUGUACACAACAAAGCCUUACAGUUGUUACCCCCUGCCCUUCCCACACAAUGUACUAAACCUACGUCUAAAAUAAGGGGUCAAAUUGUUCUACGUUGCGCCCAGGCAUAAUGGUACCUUAAUGCUGUCAAUCGUCCCUAGUUGUUGGUGUAUUCUGUGAGAUUUGUCCAUUUACAAUAUAAAUAAAAGAAUCCUGCCCGUUGUCUCA